This is a messenger RNA of Cryptomeria japonica (Japanese cedar), 483 nucleotides long. RefSeq names its product protein MAIN-LIKE 1-like. The transcript has a single exon. Lineage: Eukaryota; Viridiplantae; Streptophyta; Pinopsida; Cupressales; Cupressaceae. The coding region runs from base 1 to 483 and encodes 160 amino acids. The record is from RefSeq and is a predicted model, not a curated record.
AUGUGCCACUUGGUGUCGGAGUUGAGUCAGGAUGCUGUUAGACACAUUGAUGCAUGCAGUUUGCGUCAUCUCCUAUAUAUGCCUGAUAUCAUGCAUAAUAGGGGUCUUUUGACAACGUUGGCCGAGAGAUGGCACAAUGAGUAUAACACGUUUCACCUACCCACUGGCGAGAUUAGUAUUACACUCGAGGAUGUGUAUAGGAUCUUACAUAUCCAUUUUACUGGAGAGCUUGUCCAGUAUGACUACCAUGAUUUAAGAAGCAUUGAGGCUUGCAAGGAAGUUUUUGGAGAUGAGAGCAUUGAUGGCGGGGAGAUCAGGUGGGAGGAUAUGAUUAUGCAUUAUGAGACUCUCCCAGUUAUACUCGCAAGUUUGAUUGGUGGAUUCAUCUAUCCAGAUAGGAGAUCACAAGGGUUUGUCGUUGGAUGGGGCAACAUUCUUCAGAGUAUGAUGGAGCACUGUACUCGAUAUGCUUGGGGUAUUUGA